AACCUAUCUCCUUCAGCAGGUUUAUACUUGUUAGUGGUGGAGGCUCUCCUCCAGUACCGGCUUUACAGAUCUGGCGGGCGCCACCGGGUCGGACGCUUGAGCGAAGCGUUAACAACCCUCGAUCUUUCAGGACCCCAAUACCAUACACAACAACAUACGGACAGUCCGUGGUACAACUUCAUAUACCACUGUGUAACUCCUGCUCGCCGUGUUUCAGUCGCGAGAGCGUUCAGCCGGUUUCUCUCGUGGUCAGCCGCUUGACAGCGCAAGCGGCGAUUAUUGGCCACUCCCGCUCGCACAGAAUUGUGCGACUGGACUUGACGCGAGUCCAUUCAACAUUACUACACCAUGGGGAUGUGUAUGAGCACACAUAACGACGAUGCCGAGCAGAGAAAGCGAAGUCAAGCAAUUGACCGGAAGCUAGAAGAAGAUUCGCGGCGGCUUCGGCGGGAAUGCAAGAUAUUACUUCUUGGAUCUGGUGAGAGCGGGAAGUCUACAAUCGUCAAACAGAUGAAGAUCAUUCAUCAAAAUGGGUACACCAUGGAAGAGCUGGCGUUGUAUCGUCUAACGAUAUUUAAGAACGUAAUCGACUGUGCGAAGUCACUCAUCGGAGCCAUGCGGCAAUUUGAUAUUGACCCUGAGAACCCUGGCAAUGGCGAACUCUGCGAAUACUUGAUGGACUACACGGUGGACCCUGACCCCGAGAAACCGCUCGAUUUCAAAGUUGGCCAAGCCGUCAGUUCAUUAUGGCGAGAUCCGUGUAUUCCAAAGGUUAUGGAACACUCGAGUGAAUUCUAUAUCAUGGAUUCUGCGCCUUACUUCUUCGAAGAGGUCAACCGAAUAGCAUCUAAUGACUAUAUACCGGUGGAAGCCGACGUGCUUCGCGCACGUACGAAAACUACUGGGAUUUACGAGACUCGCUUCACCAUGGGUCAAUUGAGCAUACAUAUGUUCGAUGUAGGUGGUCAGCGUAGUGAGAGGAAGAAGUGGAUACAUUGUUUCGAGAACGUAACGUCCAUCAUCUUCUGCGUUGCCUUGAGUGAGUAUGAUCAAGUUCUCCUAGAGGAGAGCAGCCAAAAUCGCAUGAUGGAGAGUCUGGUACUCUUUGAUUCUGUGGUCAAUUCGAGGUGGUUCAUGCGCACGAGUAUUAUCUUGUUUCUGAACAAGGUGGAUUUGUUUAAAGCUAAACUCGCGAGAUCGCCACUUGGUACAUAUUUCCCUGAUUACUCCGGUGGCAACGAUGUCAACCGAGCGGCCAAGUAUCUCCUGUGGAGAUUCAACCAAGUCAACCGUGCUCAUCUCAAUCUAUAUCCUCAUCUGACACAAGCCACCGACACAUCGAAUAUUCGAUUGGUGUUCGCUGCGGUGAAAGAGACCAUCCUACAAAAUGCACUCAAAGACUCUGGAAUAUUAUGAUCUCGUCGACCCUACCCUUCUGAUUAUACCAACCACUUCUGCCCGAACGACCGCUACACAACUCGAGAUCACCCUUGGAUCUUUCGCGCAACGGUACUGCAUCAGUCAAAAUGGUCUUAAGGCAAGACCGUACUUUUUUUCAAGCGAGCAUCGGAGUUCAGGCGCUUAAUAGGUUUUUUUGGGUUGUGACACAGGACAAAGCCUGAUACGACGGCGCACAAUCGACUUACAUUACAGCCAGUUUCCUUUUCUCAAACUCCAAAAGAAAUGCAGGUUCCUACC
This is a messenger RNA of Pseudovirgaria hyperparasitica, 1698 nucleotides long. RefSeq names its product guanine nucleotide binding protein, alpha subunit. Gene Ontology annotation, cellular component: heterotrimeric G-protein complex. NCBI's taxonomy places the organism in Eukaryota, Fungi, Ascomycota, Dothideomycetes, Acrospermales, Acrospermaceae. Gene Ontology annotation, biological process: adenylate cyclase-activating G protein-coupled receptor signaling pathway. The transcript is spliced from 6 exons. The record is from RefSeq and is a predicted model, not a curated record. Bases 349 to 1416 code for a protein of 355 amino acids. Gene Ontology annotation, molecular function: G-protein beta/gamma-subunit complex binding; GTP binding; G protein-coupled receptor binding.